GACCAACUCAUUUUAAUUCUAGGUGUAAUUUUAAUACCGAUUGACUGGUACAGUAAUUGCUGUGAGGCUAAAUCACGAGUAGCUAGUGAAUAAAUAUUGCCAUUCUUUUCUGAAUUCUGUAUGACAAAGAAGGCAAUACCUCCGCUGGCUCUCGUAUUGUCGUUUGCGGGAACAUCACUGUAACAAUUGUCAACAAUCACAACAUCACCACGUUCGAUUUUUUCUUCGUUCCUGUUGCUUUUCAAUUCUAGUGGAUUACGCAAUGUGGAAGCAAUAUGGGGGAUAGCAACAGAGAUGCUGUUACUAAAAAAAUGCACUCCAAAACAGAAGAGAAUGGUAAUGGGGGAUGCAGAAAGAACAACUGGAGUAUUUGGAAAGCUAUUGACAAAUUGGAGCAACGGAAAGAUAACUUCCAUCCAGAAAUCACGGCACAGGUCUUGGAAAUACUGAGAAUCUGGGGGGGGRAGUGGCAGGGGAAUUCCACGAUGGCCUCGCUUCUGAACAAAAGCACUCUCYAUUACGAAAUCGAAGAAACAAUCGUUGCGAUACACUACCUCGUCGAAGGGCUUGCGCGACGCGACGAAAGAAGGUGCCAUGUCGUAGAUGUAUGUGCAGGAAAGGGAAUGCUAUCCUUUCUUUUAUCAUAUUUCAAACAUCCAAAAGUGGCCUCGAUUGUAAUGCUAGAAAAAGCAACCAUUGAUUGGAGUCACAUUUAUGAAAGCAACAAGACCGCAAAGGAUGAAAAUCGCCCUGAAAUAACGAUUUGGGACAAUACCAAUCUUCACGAUUACGAUGAUGUUCUUGAUAGAUUGCUUGCCUUGCCGCACCCAGUAGCAAUGUGUGGAAUUCAUCUCUGCAAACAACUCGGCCCUUCAUUUUGUGGACUAUUUAAUGGACUUGGGAAAAAAUCUAUCUAUGGAUGCUUGUCACCGUGUUGUAUGCCUCGGGCGGUCACGACCCAGAAGAAGAAUGCGAAGAAAAGAAAGACAUUUACGUUGUCCAUACAACUGAUGGAAACUAUAGAGGACCGUUGUGCGAGACGCGAUUAUAUGCUCCGACGAGAACGACUUCGGCGGAAGGUCAGUUUCGUUUUGAUGAUAAUGAGAAAAUGCUCAAUUCCCACUGAGAGGUGGAUAUCAUUUGAGAUUUGCCUCACCUUCACCUUACUAUUGCGCUCACUCUAUCUCUUCCUCUGUAGCCUUUGACUGGUCCAUGUUUCUAUUGCAAAUCAGAGGAUCACCCAAUAUUGAGGUGUCCAGCUCUAAACACUCUUCCAGAAGAAGAACAGAUUUCAACUCGUCGGGCAUGGCACAUCGCAACCGUUCCGUGUUGGAAUUGUUUGGAAAUUGGUCACUACAAGAGCGAAUGUCCGAAUGUCGGAAAAGAUGGCGUGGCAAGAGGUAGAUCCUCUAGCCACAAUGCACAGCAACCACCUACUACUAUUUUGGACGUGACCAAUCUCCUCCAGGCUCCAAACCCAUACGCUUCCUACUGCAAUGUUCUUGCAACUGCAUUUCAGAAAAAAGAUUUACCAACAAUUAGGGUGAGAGUAGUUGAAACCAGCCUUGAAAAACACGGAGCCCAUGAUGAGAAAAACUGGAAUGCCAGAAGGAAGUCAAUUUUUAUUGUUGUGGACUAAUAUUGUGUACACAUGGGGAAUAUCUGAACCAUGAUAGCUUUUGGUUGAUUUGUUCUUGAAAAAGUUAAGGUUGUACAGUUUGGAUAGUUUAUUYAACUAGCUAGUAAUAGUAGUAGAAAUACUUUUAUGCCGUAAAAAUAAAUUGAAAAGAAAACGUUCAAGUUACCGUACGGUACAUUUUCUUAUUUGUAUGGUGAAGUACAAAGGAUGGAAUACUGUAUUAAAUUCGACACGAUACCCGCGCACCGCACCCCUAAAAAAUUAUGACCCAUGCUCAGGUACGAACUCGUACUCGUACCAMAAGUGCGCUGAAUUCGAUCGUUUCAAAUCUGGCUUUCAAAUUCACCACGAUCGGCUAAAAAUAGUGAGCGCUUGUCAAAACAAAAUACUUCUAGUACUAAUGUUUUUGCUGCAAUGGGUAUGUACGUUCGACUCGUUGCAGGCUACGACACAAGUACCAUACUGUACGAAACAACGAUGACCUUUCGUUURAUUUUGCUUGGGCCCCAUUUCGAUCUUGACACAUGUUUCAUUAGCGGCAGUGGUCAUAAUCAUAAUAAGUACAGUACGURCAGACGAACUUCAAUUAGUGUCAUGUGUUUAUUUUUUGUUUUUAAUAUUCAUGACAUUGUUUCGAUCGGACAAUAUUUUUUGGGAGAUCCCUCAAGUAAUACCGUACAAUUCUGUAGUCGGUCCCACAAAAUUUUGCUGUUUCAUCAGUCAAAACAAAACCAMCGAAAUCAAACUUAGCAAUAGAAGAAUACGAUCAAAAGUAGUUUCGGAACAAAAAUUACAAUACUACAAUAAUCUCAUUAUGACGAUGACACCGAUAGAAAAUGAUAUCGAGGCUGGAUCGAUAGGCCACCGUUCGCUAUCAGAAUAUUCUGAAUCCAAUCUGACUACUACGCAUGCCGAAGACGAUGUAAYCACCGAGGCUAACGGUCAGUCGGUGAAGGAUACCCGCAUCAACCAGUUGGCGGCCAAGGAGAUCAAACAAGUUCAACGCAUCAAGUAUUUUGUUCUCUUCUCUCUUCUUUUUAUCAUGSUAGGUGUUUCAAUAAGUGCUUAUUUCUUAAGCUUCAAUGACGAAAUGAAUGAUUUCAAACUCCAAUUUGAUCAAGAUUCCGAUAAGGUAUUUUCCGUAAUGGGAAACAAUCUCGUUCGUACGCUACAGGCAUCAGACGCUUUUGCAGUCUCAAUAGCAUCGUUGGCUACUGCUACCAACCAAACUUGGCCAUAUGUUGUCAUUCCCGAUUUUGCUGUACGAGCCGAAAAGAUAAGGUCGCUUGCGAAUGCUGUUUACGUCACCACGUACAACGUCGUUCAACCCAACGAACGAAAAAUUUGGGAAGACUUCACGGCCAAAACUGGAAAAGUAUGGGUCAAUGAGAGCAUUGGUGCCAUCGAGAUCUUCGGUGGUAUGGAUUGGCCUAUUCUUUGGAAUUACACGCUUUGGGACGUUAUCCAUGAUUAUGAAGAAUUCGAAAAAGAAAAUCCCGGCGAAGUCGGAGUUAACACCCCGGGACCCUGGUUGCCUCAGUGGCAAACCCAGCCGACUAUAGCAUUAGAACCUCCAUACAACUGGUACGUUUUCAGCUGAAUCCAUCUCUUGCUUGAAGAUUAUAUUUCUGUUCUAAAUGCUUUUAUUUCUUAUGUUUUUCCCGAAUACGUAAAGGGACCUCACGAGUGCACCGCCUACCAAAGAAAUGAACACGACUGCUGCGCAGAAAAUUUUCGAUACUCACAAAGUGACAAUUACAGAUGCAUACUUGAUUUCUUACUCGGAUGACGUUAAACAUAUUGAAAGUGAUUUGGAAGAAGCAGAAUGGAUAUCAAGUUAUGUUCAGAAAGGUGAGGAGGUAAUGGAACCGAUCUCGGAUAUUUUCUAUCCGAUAAUAGAGGAAGCCAAUGAAAAAAUCAAAAUAAACGUCGAAAGCGGUACUGACCACAGUGCCAACCAACAAAGCRUUGUUAGCAUCUUCUCUCUGUCGAUUUACUGGAGAGAUACUAUUAAAAAUAUUUUUGGRGAAAGAUCCCRUGGUUUGGUAAUUGUAUUUGAGAACCCAUGCAACCCUACCUUUACUUAUCAACUCAACGGACCUGAUGCAGUCUUCCUCGGUGCAGGAGAUUUUCAUGACGAAAAAUAUAAUCAUUUCAUGGUCCGUAAAAAUAUUUCCGAGCUAACUAGACCAGCRAUGGAAGAGUCAUUGUACUCUGGGAUUGAACUCGACGACGAGUUUUGUCCAUUCACUAUCAGUCUCUAUCCGUCUGAUACAACAAAGAAGCACUACACUACAUCCACACCAAUCUUUUAUUCACUGAUCACGGCGGUUAUUUUUGUUAUCACUGCUUCAACAUUUAUGUUGUAUGAUUUCUGGGUCGAGCGGCGUCAAAAGGUAGUUAUGAAGACUGCUCUGACUACCACCGCACUGGUCUCGUCGCUAUUCCCCGCUGUUGUUAUGGAUCAAAUGCUUCCCGAYGGCGAURACUCUUCUUUAUGUGAUAGGCAGCCCAAAAGACUGAGAUCAUACCUGAAGGAURGAAAUGAGGAUGAUGCGGUUCCUGAACCUGAGGCAGAACUUAAGGGYUUGGSCAAACCAAUCGCCGAACUUUUCCCUGAUACUACCGUAUACUUCGCUGAUAUUGCUGGAUUCACAGCUUGGUCUAGUGUCAGAGAACCUUCUCAUGUUUUUACCCUGUUGGAGACCCUUUAUGGAGCCUUUGAUGAAAUAGCAAAACAGUAUGGRAUUUUCAAGGUUGAAACAAUUGGAGAUUCAUAUGUUGCUGUUUGUGGAUUGCCGGAUCCUCGGAAAAAUCAUGCCGUUGCAAUGGCGAGAUUCGCUUUUGAAUGUGUCGAAAAGAUGAAAGAGAAAACAAAAGAAUUAGAACUUGUUCUUGGCCCCGGAACAGCUGAAUUAMGCCUUCGCACUGGACUUCAUUCUGGUCCCACUAUUGCUGGUAAGUCGCCAAAUCUUAGCAUCAUGUUUUUUUAAAAAAAAACCGGAAUGUACAUUCUCAUUAUUUUUACCUCCUUCUGUAACUCAGGUGUAUUGAGGGGAGAAAAAGCUCGUUUUCAAUUGUUUGGAGACACCGUCAAUACUGCUGCUCGAAUGGAAAGUACGGGCGAGCCAAAUAAAAUUCAGGUAUCUCAAAAGACAGCUGAUUUAAUUACWGCAGCUGGCAGAGAAAAAUGGCUGAUCCGCAGGGAAGAGCUAGUCCAUGCAAAAGGCAAAGGUCAGCUCCAGACCUAUUGGCUUCAACGAAAGAGAAAGAGGUCCACAUCGAGUCUAUCCUCAGAAAAUGGUUCCUACUUGGAAGAUCGUAUCUCURCUAUGGACCUAUUUCCCAAAGAAAGUACGAUUGAUAGCCCUAAAAUUCAACGCCUAAUAGAUUGGAACGUAGCAAUUUUCACAGAUCUUCUCGAAGAUUUGGCAAGUCAUCGGCACAGUACUCUCUCAAUUUCAGAUCUUGAUAUAUCUAAGAGAACACUGGGCAAAGAUCCUUCAAAGAAAGCAAAGUGCGUCCGRGAUGAAAUAGUGGAGACCAUUCAAAUGCCAGAUUAUAGAGCYGCAACUAUUCCAACCAAUGAGACCUUCAAACUUCAACCAAGCGUAAUCAAGCAACUCCGCGAUUACAUCACCCAAAUAGCACAAUUUUACCACAAAGACAACGGCUUCCAUAAUUUCGAACAUGCUAGUCAUGUUAUUAUGUCAUCUGUCAAGCUACUUCAAAGAAUUGCAACUCCAGAUGUGAAAAAGAAAGAUUGUGAAACCGAACAAGAUUAUUUCAAUUAUACCUUUGGCAUCAGUUCCGAUCCUGURACCAAAUUUGCAGUUGUCUUCUCGGCUCUGAUUCACGACGUUGACCAUCAAGGAGUUUCAAAUUYCCAGCUUGCAAAAGAAAAAGAYCCUAUGACUAUAGCAUAUAACAAUAAAAGUGUCUUGGAGCAGCAUUCGGUGGAUUUGGCUUGGUCCAUUCUUGAAGAAUCAAACUUCACCGAACUCCGUGAGUGUAUCUUUACAACAAAAGACGAGCACGAGCGGUUCCGUCAACUUGUCGUGAAUUGCGUAAUGGCAACCGACAUUUUCGACCAAGAAUUGAAGAACUUCCGUGAURGUCGCUGGGAGAAGGCAUUUCGACAAUCCAACUCGUGCCAGGAUGGAAUCACUGAACGUGAUGACUGGAACCGCAAGGCUACCAUCACGAUCGAGUGCAUAAUCCAAGCAUCAGACGUCUCUCAUACCAUGCAGCACUGGCAUGUUUAUCAAAAAUGGAACAAGUGUCUCUUCAAUGAGAUGUACACGGCGUACAAAAAUGGAAGGUCSGAYAAAGACCCUUCUGAGGGAUGGUAUACAGGCGAGCUUUGGUUCUUUGACAAUUACGUCAUUCCUUUGGCUUCGAAGCUACGAGAAUGCGAAGUAUUUGGUGUUUCAUGCGACGAAUUUUUGGAUUUUGCAAUAGAAAACCGAAAGGAAUGGUCAGUGAAGGGACAUGAUAUUGUUGCUGAKAUGCUAAACGACGUUCAGGAUGAUGCGGUGAACAAGGACACAAACUCCACGAAAGCAGAAAAGCCGAGAUCUGAAGUAUCUAAAAAAUGUUGUGCACCGGGGAACAAAUGAAUUACUAGGUCCAGACCUUAGGCUGGCUGGUUCACGAUGACAGUGGGCAUAAAAAAUCGCAGUAAAAGUAGAUACUCGAAUACAUCUGUAUCAUACGMCUAAUCUUCAUACUAAAUAGGAUAGUUAAAC
This is a messenger RNA of Pseudo-nitzschia multistriata, 6387 nucleotides long. The record is from the annotation of a GenBank genome assembly. Lineage: Eukaryota; Bacillariophyta; Bacillariophyceae; Bacillariales; Bacillariaceae.